Messenger RNA from Xenopus laevis (African clawed frog), 1299 nucleotides. It is a transcript of the gene crhbp.L, whose product is annotated as corticotropin releasing hormone binding protein L homeolog. The record is from RefSeq and is a predicted model, not a curated record. Gene Ontology annotation, molecular function: corticotropin-releasing hormone binding. Gene Ontology annotation, biological process: negative regulation of corticotropin secretion; hormone-mediated signaling pathway. Bases 131 to 1096 code for a protein of 321 amino acids. Gene Ontology annotation, cellular component: extracellular region. The transcript has 7 exons. NCBI's taxonomy places the organism in Eukaryota, Metazoa, Chordata, Amphibia, Anura, Pipidae.
CCUUCCCCUUCAAUUUUCUAUAUAAGGUGGUCUGUCAGAAACCCCCUCAGGCUCCUCCUAGAUAUCAACACAGGCAAGAAGAAGGGAGGCAAAGACAAACUGCAAGGGACGGACACACAGUAUCUGCAUCAUGACUCCUGCUUCUAGACCUGACUGGUGUUUGAUACUUCUGUUCCUGGCUGUUCUGAGGGGAGAAAGCAGGUAUAUACAGAUGAGGGAGGCUGCAGAAGAUGCAAUGUUUUUAUUAAACUCAGACUUUAAGAGAGAGCUGUCAGAAGGGCAAAUUUAUCGAAGGUCACUCAGAUGCAUUGAUAUGCUGAGUAUAGAAGGUCAAUUUACAUUCCAGGCAGACCGCCCUCAGUUACACUGCGCUCUCUUCCUCAUUGGAGAACCAGAGGAGUUUAUCGUCAUUGAAUAUAACUUUGUAAACAUUGACUGCAUUGGAGGGGACAUUCUUAAGGUUUUCGAUGGCUGGAUCAUUAAAGGCGAAAAGUUUCCAAGUUCCUUGGAUCAUCCUCUUUCCAUGGUGGAACGCUACACGGAUCUCUGUGAGGAUGGCAACGUGGGGAGCAUUACAAGGUCAUCUCAAAAUGUGGCAAUGAUUUUCUUCAGGGUCCAGCAGCCAGGACACGGAUUUACGUUAACAAUACGCAAGAUUCCUAAUCUGUUCCCUUGUAAUGUGAUCUCACAGGCACCUAAUGGAAGAUUUACAAUGAUAAUUCCCCAUCAGCACCGGAACUGUAGCUUUUCCAUCAUUUAUCCCGUGGUGAUGAAAAUAUUUGACCUUACACUGGGACACUUCAAUGAGCUCCAGUUAAAGAAGCCACCACCAAAAGGAUGUGGUGAUGCUGGGGAUUUUGUGGAACUUUUAGGCGGUGCUGGUCUUGAUCCUUCCAAGAUGUUUCCUCUCGCUGAUCUCUGCCACUCAUUCCAUGGUUCAGCUCAGAUGAAGAUUGGCUGUGAUAAUACGGUGGUUCGCAUGGUUUCCAGUGGGAAUUUUAUCAACCGGGUGACAUUCGAGUACAAUCAACUAGACAGGCAACUGGAGAAACAACAGGGGAAUAGUGUGGAAGAGGUCUGCUUUCCCACUGACUGAUUUCCAAAAAAUCCCAGUUGAUUUCCCUUAAUAACAGUAAAAAAAAAUGAAAUCAGGUUACAAACACAUUAGUCGGAGGCUAAUAUUUCUUUUCCAUGCCCUCUUCUGUAACCAAAAUACAGAAACUGUAUAUAAUUCGGUCUGUUUUAUUUUUAAUAUGUUACUUUCUUGAAUUAUAAUUUUGCAUUAAAAGGGCAAACAAA